Halichondria panicea is the source of this 1462-nucleotide messenger RNA. Its product is annotated as E3 ubiquitin-protein ligase RNF217-like. Gene Ontology annotation, cellular component: ubiquitin ligase complex; cytoplasm. The record is from RefSeq and is a predicted model, not a curated record. The coding region runs from base 58 to 1461 and encodes 467 amino acids. Gene Ontology annotation, biological process: protein polyubiquitination; ubiquitin-dependent protein catabolic process; positive regulation of proteasomal ubiquitin-dependent protein catabolic process. Gene Ontology annotation, molecular function: ubiquitin protein ligase activity; ubiquitin conjugating enzyme binding; zinc ion binding. The transcript has a single exon. Lineage: Eukaryota; Metazoa; Porifera; Demospongiae; Suberitida; Halichondriidae.
GAAAUUACUCUUUUGCAUGCAAAAUACAAUCAUUAAAAUUAUACUGCAAAACACAAGAUGGCUAUGGAAAUCAUUGUUUCUGCUGAAGUUCAUAAUUUUGGCUUGCCAGAGUCAUCCACUAGUGUGAUACCUGCAGCACCUCCACUCCCUGUGUCUUUCUGCAAAUUGCUACAAGCUGCAAGUGUGGAAUUGCAAUCUGACACAGAUUCUGGGACUGGAGAUUCCAUGAUGUUUGUCAUCCCUGGACAGGACCUAUCAGACUCAGAGUUCACUGAAGAAUUCUCCUCUGCACCUCCUUCUCGACGAGGAUCUGCCGGAACCAUACCUCUCCCCCCUCCCCCUCCCCCUCUCCCAAGCUACCUCAGUACUUCUGCACCCACUUCUCCCAUCACCACACUGCCAAACAGAUCAGCUCUUCUUACGAGGAGAUCCUCCAUUACAAUAGAACCGCAAACGCCAAGCCGAUUUCGACCCUUAAUUUUUGAUGAUGAAGAAUACUACUAUGAAGACGAUAUUAUAGGUGACGUGUAUCACAACAGUUACAGGGAACCAAAAACGACAGAAAACAAAGGAGAGAUGGUAACUCUCACGUGUAUUGUGUGCUACGAUGAAGUCAGUGAUUUCUCCACUAAUGUCCGCAAAUGCUGCAAUGCGUAUGUCUGCGACUCCUGUAUGAGGGCGAUAGUGCAAACAAAUAUAAAUGAGGGAACAUCUUUCAUUACCUGCCCCAAUCCAGAUUGUGACCAAGGAGCCAUUGGAAAAGAAGAGAUUCUCUCACUCAUCAGUGACGAAAUGCGAAACAAGUUCGAGCGACUACGUGCCGAAGCUGAGGGAAGUAACACAAAGAGAGCUUGUCCAAACUGCACUUACCUUACAGAUCAUCAGCUUCCGAAGCGAUUCAGAAAAUACAAGGAAGAAGACGUUCAAAUCACAUGCAGUAAGUGCCAGUAUGUUUGGUGCUUUGCUUGUCAUGCUCCAUGGCACAAAGAUGUCUCUUGCAAGCAGUUCAGGAGGGGAAAUGUUCACUUCAAGAAAUGGACUAGUGAACGAUCAACAAAAGGUGUUGCUAACUGUCAAAAGUGCCCCCUGUGUCGAGUCUAUAUACAACGCUCGACUGGCUGCGAUCACAUGACCUGCAAUCGAUGCGAUACACAUUUCUGCUACAAGUGUGGAGGACGUUUCCUAGACUUACCUGGAAUAGGCGACCACUACCAACAGACGAGCAUACUGGGUUGCGAGUACAACUACAGCAAAAAUAACUCCAUAAAGCGAAAAACUGUUCGUGGAAGCUACUUUGGUGCUAAAAUGGCUGCACUGACUGCCUAUCCAGUUCUCUUUAUAGCUGGUGUGGUGGUUGUGGUUGUGGUUGGUGCUGUAGCUCUACCCAUCUACGGUGGGUACAGAUACCACAAGUACCGCAAGAACAUGAAGCAAAGGUACUGGCGAAGAAGAAAGCUCUGAA